AACCCUAGCCGGAUCAGAGACAAUAAACCCUUUCUUGUCUGCAGUCCCGUUUGUAUAAAACCCUCCACUAAACCCCUCUUCCGCUCCACGCCUCUUUCAAAACUCCCAAGAAUUCUUGCCCUCGUUUGCUAUUCAGAAGAAAAUGGAGUUUUGGGGAGUUGAAGUUAAGGCCGGACAACCACUUAAGGUCCAACCUGAAUUUGGAAAACUGAUUCAUAUUUCUCAGGCAGCCCUGGGUGAAGUGAAGGAUGUGAAAGGAGCCAAGCAUGUGCCUCUAAGGCUGAAAGUUGAUUCGAAGAACUUCAUCAUUGGAGCUCUUUCAGCAGAAGACAGAGCACAAUUGAUGUUUGAUUUGGUGUUUGAGAGGGAUUUUGAACUCUCUCAUGAUUGGAAAAAUGGGAGUGUCUACUUUAUGGGCUAUGUUGCUGAUGAUCCUGUUUCAGAUGGUGAAGAGUUCUCUGAUGAUUUUGAGGAUGAAUCUGAGGAUGAGCCUGUAGAUGCUCUGGAAAACGGUAAAGUUAAACCGAAGUCUGGUGAUGUAAAGGCUGCUAAAGUUGCCGCAGCUAAGAUUGGAAACAAGGAAGAAGAUCAGUCUGACUCUGAUGACGAUGAGGAUGACAUUGGAUCUGAUUCUGAUGAUGAAAUGGCACUUGAUGGAGAGGAUUCUAGUGAUGUCUCUGGAGAAGAGGAUGAAGAUGAUGAGGAUGAUUCCAGCGAGGAAGAGUUGCCAAAGAUGCAGAAGUCCAAGAAAAGAGCAGCUGAACAAGAAACUCCUGUUCCUGCCAAGAAAGCUAAAUCAUCUACUCCUGACAAAUCAGGUAACAAGAAAGGUCAGGCUGGAACUCCAUUCCCUUCAAAACCUGCAGGAAAAACUCCAACCGGGAACAAGUCAAAGGAGCAGACUCCUAAAUCUGGCGGCCAACUUUCCUGCAAAUCUUGCAGCAAGUCCUUCACUUCUGAGAAUGCUCUGCAGUCACACGCCAAGGCUAAGCACGGAGGCAAAUGAAAUUCACAUGGCUGAAUUGCGGUUGCCGGCAUAUUUUUGACUCAUUUUGUUGCAAGAAAAAUAUACUGAGACUAUGAAGAUUGUUACCUUGAUCGUGAUCGUGGUGGGUUUAUAGCAGGAAUCAGGAAUUCGUGAAGCCCUGGUUCUAUUUUGGAAAGUCCACCAAGAAUUGUGAUUCUUCUUUUUCAUUCGAUUCUUAGGUUGCUAUUUAUUUACUGUAUGUUUUUGGCUAAAGUUGUGGUGAAAUAGUGAAAAUCUUGUUUCAUGAAGUUUAUAAAUCUAUAUACCUGUAGCA
Messenger RNA from Sesamum indicum (sesame), 1301 nucleotides. Its product is annotated as histone deacetylase HDT1. NCBI's taxonomy places the organism in Eukaryota, Viridiplantae, Streptophyta, Magnoliopsida, Lamiales, Pedaliaceae. The record is from RefSeq and is a predicted model, not a curated record.